AUGCGGUCGUGCCGAAGUAACAUUGCGUUCGUGCCCCGACUGCGCGGGAAAAGAGUAGAGGAGUCGAUUAGUGAGGGGGACCCGACUCCUGUCCCCGAUUCAACACCCCUUCGUAUUGUUCCGUGUAUCCGUGAAUUGUCGUAUAGUGCUUUUUGUCGUGACGCGUCAUCCUUGUUGUAUAUUAAUGUUAAAGUUGCGGGUCGAGAAAUCCCCGCCUUGUUAGAUUCAGGUUCAAGCCGUACGUUUUUGGGACCUGCCGCGAUAGAGAUCGUGAGAGAAUUCCGUAUGAAUUUUGAAAGCGCCGACGGGCGACGUGUGACCACCGCUACGGGGCAAACCACGCGAAUUCGGGGAGAGAUCGAGAUCCCGUUUACGAUCCGCCACCGAACGAAACCUUUGCGAGUGUGCGCGUUGCCGACGCUCGCGUUACCGUGUAUAAUCGGCAUUGACGCUCUAUCGCUUUUUGGGAUCGGAGUAGAUUUCGCGACACAACGAUGGUGUUUUAAGGACGCCCCGACUAUAGAGUACGCGUUCGACGGGGGAGGCGACGGCCAAGCGCUCCGCGUGAGCGCCGCGGAGGGAGCGCCGGCCGAACCGGUGGGGGCACCCGCCGAGGCGGAGCCGGCCCUGCGGGCCAUGGAGUGCCCAUCGCAAGCCGCGCUCUCCGAUGCCGUCGCGCUACCGAAACGCGCGCGGACCAGGCGCCCGCGCAAAAAUCCACCGCUUUGCUGUGGCCUAGUGGAAAUGUCGGCCACGGAGGAACAGCGGUUAGCGGAGUUUCUCGCGUCGGAAAUUGGGGGUGACACGGGCAAGCCCGGGGUGACGUCGCUUACCGAGCAUAAAAUCGACGUCGGGGGGCACGCGCCGAUCAAACAGCGCUACUACCCGGUGUCGCCGAAAAUCCAAGAAACGAUCUACGCGGAGGUCGAUAAAAUGUUAGAAGCUGAUGUUAUUGAGCCCUCGAAAAGCGAAUGGUCCACGCCAAUAGUUAUGAUUAAAAAGUCGAAUGGCACUUAUCGGUUCUGCCUCGACUUUCGCAGGCUGAAUAGCGUAUCGAAGAAAGACGCGUACCCGCUACCGUACAUGAACGCGAUCUUAGAUAAAUUACGGGCCGCCCGGUAUAUCUCGACCAUCGAUCUAAGUCAGGCAUAUUUCCAGAUACCGCUGGAAAAGGGUAGUCGCGAAUUAACAGCUUUCACGGUUCCCGGUAAGGGAUUAUUUCAUUUUAAAAGAAUGCCGUACGGACUCACCGGCGCGCCCGCAACAUUUCAGCGUUUGCUUGAUCGUUUAAUCGGACCAGAAAUGGAGCCUCACGCGUUCGCUUAUUUAGACGAUAUUGUUAUCGUCACCCGUUCGUUCGAGGAGCACCUCGUGUGG
Molecule: messenger RNA, 1377 nt
Organism: Vollenhovia emeryi
Lineage: Eukaryota; Metazoa; Arthropoda; Insecta; Hymenoptera; Formicidae
Exons: 1
Biological process (GO): proteolysis
Molecular function (GO): aspartic-type endopeptidase activity
Source: RefSeq, a predicted model, not a curated record